AUCUUCUCAAGCGCAAUCACGUGGUAAACCUCAUGGUCCCCUUUCCCAAGAAUGCCGGAAAGCGGCGUCCAUUUAUUGUGAUGAGGACUUAUCAGCUCAUAACCAGCGAGCGUUAUCCUUCUACGCACUUCUUUUACGUCCAUUGUAGCUUUCAGUUCACACAAGUCUCUACCCCCACACUUCCUUUCCGGUGGCCAUGGACCACAAGCAGAUUGAGGAAAAGGCGGAAGAACUAAUUCAUUAUGUUGCUAAGGGGUGUACCUCCAGGUAUGAAGGGUCCUGGACACUGUCUGUCUACGACACAGCCUGGGUAUCGAUGAU
Lindgomyces ingoldianus is the source of this 321-nucleotide messenger RNA. RefSeq lists its product as uncharacterized. Lineage: Eukaryota; Fungi; Ascomycota; Dothideomycetes; Pleosporales; Lindgomycetaceae. Bases 33 to 236 code for a protein of 67 amino acids. The record is from RefSeq and is a predicted model, not a curated record. The transcript has a single exon.